AGCGCGGCCGCGGCCGCCUCCCACCCGCGGGAGCCGCGCGUCCGUCGGUCGGUCGGUCGGUCUGUCUGCGCGCCGGCGACACCGCUGGGUGACACCCACCCGGGGGAGCCGAGGACGCGGGGUGACAGCGGGGAAAGAAGAAGGAGGCGGAGAAGCGGUCGCGAACACGAGUGGGGUGGGGCGUGCCCACGGCCCCCGCCCCUCUCGGCACCCCCGCCGGGGCGCAGAGCCGCAAACCUCGCGCGCCAGAGGCCCCGGGGUCCGCGCCGCACCCCUCCCCUCCCCUUGGCCUUCUGCAGCCACCCAGGCCCUCCAGAACCUGGUGGAACCCGGCCCCCCGCGGCAGGGCCCAGGGCCAGCCCCAUUGGGCCCGAGGAGCCGUCGGGGGUGGGGACGAUUGUCGCCCCUGGAAGCCGACUAGGCGCAAGGUCUGGAACGCAGCGGGGGCACCCGGGGCGCAGGGCUGCCACCGGCGCAGAGAGCCGCAGCAGCGUGGCCUGAAAGGAGGACAGGAGCCAGCGGAGACUGAGGCCAGGGGGACCCCACUGCUGUCCUGAUUAGGGACCCCAGCAGUGCACCGGCUGCACAUCUGCUCACCUCUCCAUUCUGAGACUUAGCUGCCAGACCCAGGAGCCUGCUUGGAAGGAGUGGAAGGAGGCCACGCUGUCCUCGGACCCUGGUGACAAGGGCCCAGGACCUGCCCUCCCUUCCUCCAGCCACCAGGCCCAGAAGCCACCACCGCCGCUGGGCCCUUCUCGGAAGGCUGCGCUGGCCCCUGAGGCCUCAGCGACUAUGUCUCGGCCUGGCCAGGGCGUGAUGGUGCCGGGGAGCGGCCUGGGCUUCCCCCCGCAGAACGUGGCCCGCGUGGUGGUGUGGGAGUGGCUCAACGAGCACAGCCGCUGGCGGCCCUACACGGCCACCGUGUGUCACCACAUCGAGAACGUGCUCAAGGAGGACGCGCGCGGCUCCGUGGUCCUGGGGCAGGUGGACACCCAGCUUGUGCCCUACAUAAUCGACCUGCAGUCCAUGCACCAGUUCCGCCAGGACACCGGUACCAUGAGGCCAGUUCGGCGCAACUUCUACGACCCAUCGUCGGCGCCCGGCAAGGGCAUCGUGUGGGAGUGGGAGAACGAUGCGGGAGCGUGGACAGCCUACGACAUGGACAUCUGCAUCACUAUCCAGAACGCCUACGAGAAGCAGCACCCGUGGCUGGACCUGUCGUCGCUGGGCUUCUGCUACCUCAUCUACUUCAACAGCAUGUCCCAGAUGAACCGCCAGACCCGCCGGCGCCGCCGCCUGCGCCGCCGCCUGGACCUCGCCUACCCACUCACGGUGGGCACCAUCCCCAAGUCCCAGUCCUGGCCCGUGGGUGCCAGCUCGGGCCAGCCCUGCUCCUGCCAGCAGUGCCUGCUGGUCAACAGCACCCGGGCGGCCUCCAACGCCAUCCUGGCCUCCCAGCGCCGCAAGGCCACUCUGCCACCUCCACCACCGCCUCCGGGAGGACCUCCGGGGGUGCCCCCCACCGUGCGCCCCAGCGCCACCUUCGCGGGCCCCGCGCUCUGGGCCACCUCACCUGCCAUCAAUGGCACCACCGAGCCCGGGCCCGGUCCUGGAGCGCCUCCGAGGAGCCCCAGUGCCCCUAACAGUGCGCCCACCCCAGGACAGAACAACCUCAACCGACCCGGACCCCAGCGCACCACCAGUGUGGGCACACGCGCAGCUGUCCCGCCUGGGGUCCCUGCACUCCCCGUGAAGAACUUGAACGGCACUGGGCCCGUCCAUCCAGCCCUGGCAGGGAUGACUGGGAUCCUGCUAUGUGCUGCUGGCCUGCCUGUAUGCCUGACUCGGGCCCCCAAGCCCAUCCUGCACCCGCCGCCUGUCAGCAAGAGCGACGUGAAGCCGGUGCCUGGCGUGCCCGGGGUGUGCCGAAAGACCAAGAAGAAGCACCUGAAGAAGAGUAAGAACCCCGAGGAUGUGGUGCGGAGGUACACACACAAAGUGAAGAGCCCACCGGAUGAGGACUGCACCAUCUGCAUGGAGCGGCUGGUCACGGCCUCCGGCUAUGAGGGCGUGCUGCGGCACAAGGGCAUGCGGCCGGAGCUGGUGGGUCGCCUGGGCCGCUGCGGCCAUGUGUACCACCUGCUGUGCCUUCUGGCAAUGUACUCCAACGGUAACAAGCCCUCCCCACCCCAGGAUGGCAGCCUGCAGUGCCCCACCUGCAAGGCCAUCUACGGAGAGAAGACGGGCACCCAGCCGCCUGGGAAGAUGGCAUUCCAUCUCAUCCCACACUCGUUGCCCGGCUUUGCCGAUACCCAGACCAUCCGCAUCGUCUAUGACAUCCCCACAGGCAUCCAGGGCCCAGAACAUCCUAACCCGGGCAAGAAGUUCACCGCAAGAGGGUUCCCGCGUCAUUGCUACCUGCCCAACAAUGAGAAAGGCCGGAAGGUGCUGCGGCUGCUUAUCACCGCCUGGGAGCGGAGACUCAUCUUCACCAUCGGCACGUCCAACACCACGGGGGAGUCGGACACCGUGGUGUGGAACGAGAUCCAUCACAAGACCGAGUUUGGCUCCAACCUCACGGGCCACGGCUACCCGGACGCCAGCUACCUGGACAACGUGCUGGCCGAGCUCACGGCCCAGGGCGUGUCCGAGGCUGUGGGGACCAAGGCCUGAUCCCCAGGGUGCCCACGUCCCCUCCUGCUUUGCCCCUGAUGCGCGGAGCACUGCGCCUCCUUCUGCCAGGUGUGUCCUGGUGCCCGGGUUGUGUGCUGGGAAGGAGCCUGCCUGGGAAGUGGCUGGUGGCCGGAUGGGUGACAGGCGGCCAGGGUGCCCAGCAGCUCUGCCCAGAGCUCCGGAGAAGGUGAAGAGAGAGUAUCGAGUACCUAGUACCGGAAGCCACCACGAAGGCAUUCCCACCCACCCUUGGGUCCUGAUGAACACAUGCACGCGUACCCAACGUGCCUCUAUUUGCCCCCAAAACUGGGGGGAGACAGAAAGACCCUGCAAAUCCCCAAUGGUGGAUUUCCAUCAGCGUCCUUGCACCGGCUGGCCUCUGUAGCAGCAGAAUUCAGGUCAAAUGCUUCGGAGCCAGUGGGGGAGCCCAAAACGGGGGGGUGCACCUGGAAGCUUCCAUCCUCCAUCUCUACCAGCUACUGAGGGGCAUUUGUGGGCGCUUGGGGGGGUGAGUGCCCACCAGAGCAUCCAGCAGCUUUGCAAAAGGGGUGGGCCAGGGAGAGGGAGACCCACUCCCUCUGGACCCCCAAUUCUCUUAUUUUUGUGCUUGUCUCUUUCUCCUUUUGGGACCUGGAUCUUUUUCCCCCCUUCUUUCAUUCCAGGCCUUAUGUCUGUCCCAGAUCAAGGCAGAGUCCUCUGUGCCAACCUAUCCCCUUUUUCCCCCAUGUCCCCAUCCAUCCAGGAGGCCUGACUGAGGCCAGAGGGGUUAAGAGCAUAACAGGCAGGAAAGAGUCCUUGCCCUGGGAGUGGGCUGUGGGGUGGCUGACCGGCUAGGCCAACCAGGGGCCUGUUGCCCAGGCAACACACCAGCUCCGCCUCUGUUGAUUGGCUGCUGCGGGUGGAUGUCAGCCAAGAUUUAAAGGCAAGCCAGCGCCAGGGACUGCUCUUUUGAAAACCUACCAUUCCCACUGAGGUUGGUGAAUAAACGGCCUUUCUCCUCCUCACCCAUA
This is a messenger RNA of Suncus etruscus (white-toothed pygmy shrew), 3683 nucleotides long. It is a transcript of the gene DTX1, whose product is annotated as deltex E3 ubiquitin ligase 1. NCBI's taxonomy places the organism in Eukaryota, Metazoa, Chordata, Mammalia, Eulipotyphla, Soricidae. Gene Ontology annotation, cellular component: nucleoplasm. The transcript is spliced from 10 exons. The record is from RefSeq and is a predicted model, not a curated record. Gene Ontology annotation, biological process: Notch signaling pathway; protein ubiquitination. Gene Ontology annotation, molecular function: zinc ion binding; ubiquitin protein ligase activity. Bases 793 to 2673 code for a protein of 626 amino acids.